AUGAUCGGCUGCUAUGAUGGCGUCAUGACGAUGCGGAGCGGCAGCGGCCUCGACGAAUCGCCCGAUCUGCUGAAGAAACCAGCGGAAACGGGCGCCGUAUCGCCCCCUGCCCGCGGCCAUCAGGAACCGGCGCCUGACCUCGCCGAUCCGCACUUCUACAUCAACCGCGAGCUGAGCUGGCUCGAGUUCAAUCAGCGCGUCCUGCUGCAGGCGCUGGAUCCGACGCAUCCCCUGCUGGAGCGCGUCAAGUUCCUGUCCAUUGUCGCCACCAACCUGGACGAGUUCUUCAUGGUGCGGGUCGCCACGCUGUUGCGCAAGUUCCGCGCCGACUCCAUCGACGUAUCGCCGGACGGCCUCGAUACGGAGCAGCAGCUCGCCGCCAUCCGCGCGCGCGCCUCGCGGAUCAUGCGCGAGAUGUCGCGCUGCUGGACCACCGUGUUGCAGCCGGCGCUGGCGGAGCACGGCGUCGUGUUCCUGGAGCGACCGGAAUACACGGACGCGAUUCGCGCCUGGCUGCGAGACUACUUCCGCGAGAACGUGCACCCGGUGCUGACGCCGCUGGCGUUCGACCCCGGGCAUCCGUUCCCGUACAUCUCCAACCUGAGCAUGAAUCUCGCGGUCGUGGUGCGCCAUGGCGGCCGCACCCGGUUCGCGCGCGUCAAGCUGCCGGACCUGCUGCCGCGGUUCAUUCGGCUGCCGCCCGAGGUCUCGGGCCAGCGGAAGGAGACCUUCGUCUUUCUGGAGGAUGUGGCGCGGGAACAUAUCGGGAUGCUGUUUCCGGGCGCCGCGCUGCAGGGCGUCCACCUGUUCCGCGUCGUCCGCGACACGGACAUGGUGAUCCAGGAGGACGAAGCGGACGACCUGCUGGAAUCCGUGGACCGGACCCUCAAGGAGCUGCGCUACGGUUCACCGUCCCAGCUCGUGGUGGAAUCGACCACGCCCGACCGCGUCGUCAACAUCCUGCUCGAGAACUUCGAGAUCGACGAUGACGUGGUCGAGCGCGCGCCGUCGCGCAUGGGGUACGGGCACUGGCUCGAGCUGGUGCGCCUCCAUCGCCCGAAGCUCAAGGAUGCGCCGUUCUCUCCGCGCCCCCACUGGUCGAACGACAACCUGGACUCGAUCUUCGACGAGGUGCGCGAACGCGACAUCCUGGUCCACCAUCCGUUCGAUUCGUUUGCGUCGGUGGAGGCGUUCCUGCGGGCCGCGGUCGGAGAUCCCCAGGUCAUCGCCAUCAAGAUGACGCUGUACCGGAUCGGGUCGAACUCGCCGCUGGUCGACAUGCUGAUCGAGGCGGCCGAGGCGGGCAAGCAGGUGGCGGUGCUCGUCGAGUUGAAGGCCCGCUUCGACGAGCGGAACAACAUCGUCUGGGCGCACCGGAUGGAGGCGCGGGCAUUCACGUCGUCUACGGCAUGGUCAACCUGA
Geodia barretti is the source of this 1422-nucleotide messenger RNA. The record is from the annotation of a GenBank genome assembly. Lineage: Eukaryota; Metazoa; Porifera; Demospongiae; Tetractinellida; Geodiidae.